AUGGCCAGAAGAUGCCUGGCGUCCCUUCGCGAGGGGCUCAAGAAGAGGAGGAACAAGGGGGAUGGGGGAAGUGACAGCGACGACGGUGACGCUGCCGACAAGGGCGACAACGUCGGUGACGACGAGACUGUCAGCGAGACUGUCAGCGAGACUGUCAGCGAGACUGUCAGCGACGAGGACAUCUGCGCGUGGUGCUGGGAAAGCGAGGACAAGAAGCUUUUUCUCUGCGACGGGGAAGGCUGCGGGAGGGCGUUCUGUGACUGCUGCCUCGACAAGCUUGGCGAGGGCACCGCGGCUGAGGUGGAAGCAUCGGACGAGGUGUGGCUGUGCCCGUGCUGCGACGAGGGCCCCCUGGCUCCUCUACAGGCCCUGUUGAGCAACGCCGAGAAGAACCCCCCCCUGGUUUCGAGGGUCCUGGCGAGGCUCGCCAAGGACACCGAAGCGGCGGCUUUGGCCUCUCAGGCCUCGCCCCCUCACGACAGCGGCGGCGGCGGUGCCGGUGCCGGCAUUAGUGAUGCCGGAGACGACCUGCUAGACGGAGGCGACUUGGUGGGGGCAGUCGCAAACCUCACCGUCACCCCCGCCGCCGCGUCCGCUGGCGCGAGUGGGGUCGGGGCUCAGGGCGGCGGUGGAGGAAGCGGUGGUGGUGGCGGCCCGGAUGAGGCUACGGCGGUGUCGUGUUCGGCGGGGACCUCCGGCGGGAGCGGCGGUGAAGGGGGCGGCGGCGGCGGCGGCGGUGGUGGGUCUGGUCCGGCGGCGGCCCCGCAGCAGCAGCGGGAAGACGACGACGCUUUCGAGCAAGAGCUGGUGGACGCGGCGGUCGUUGUCGAGAGGGACAUCUCCAACACGCUUGGUCAGAUGGACAACCCCGCGUACGAAGAACGCCGGCGAAACAUUACGAACGAAGUUCGGAAGGGGGACCCCGGAAUGUCGGAAGAGGACCUCCAAGCCGAAGUCAGUGCGGAAAUGAAAACGGUGCAGGACAUGUGGCAGCACCGGCUCGACGCGCUUCACGAAGUCCAGCCCACGCUGGCAGAGGCCCUGGCGGACAGGGGGCUGCCUGAGAUGGCCGUGCUUGUCAGGGCGGAGGCUGGCGACAGCGAUGCAACCGGCGAAGGCAAGAGGGGUCACGGAAGGAAGAACAUGGAAGACGGGAGCGACGUGGACUCCAUGGAUGACAAGGACGAGGAAAAGGAGGAGGAGGAUGAUGGGGCGGGAAUCCUGGAGCACUAUGAGAAAUCCUCGACUCUUGCUUACCUGCCUGUGUUCAACCUGCUCACGAAAUGCCAAGAGACGUGGGAGCGGUUGCUGCUCGCCCACGACCGUGCGCUGGAGAACGGCGCCGCGGGCAGCGGCGGCGGCGGCGCGGAUGCCGGUGCCGGCAGUGCCAACGCAGGCGGUGGCAUAACUCUCGACGCUGCAUUCUUCAAGGGGGCAAUGGCGGACGUCAACACCAAGGGGCGGGGGAAGUGGGGAAAUAACAGGAUCGCGGCUGCCGCAAAGCGGGCGGCAGCAUUCGUUCAGACCCAGGCAGGAAGGGGGCUGGACCGACCUUCAACGAGCGACGUCUUGUCGUGGGGCCUGAAGGGAGAUGCCGCAGCGUCACUCGGUGUGCUCGUGCGCUGGAUCAAGAGUCGCGUGUUGGCUCACAUGAGGAAAACAGAGGCGCUGACAAGAUUUGCUGGUGGCGACGGGGACGAGGAGCUCACCCCCCCGUCUGAACGAGAGGCGCUAGUCGCCGAGUGCAAGGACCUGCAAAGGCAGAUCAGGACCCUCCACCCGGCCUGGCAAGACUCAGCUGCUGCGGAGUUCUGGGCUUCCGCUUCGGAUGUGGAACUCAAAAGCUGUUGGCAGCGCCUUAGGAUCAAGCUCCUCUCGGAGCUAAGGCACGCCGACAGCGCCGCGGAGAUCCAGGCCGCGGGGAUAGGGGUCGAAGAUUUAGGCACGAAUAAUGACGCAUACCUCCGGUUCAGUUGGACAAAAAAACGAAUAUCUGCUGAGGAUGCAACGCGUAUCUUAGAAACGGCGAUGGCGUGCGAGGGUGUCGUGAGGCUGCAGGGGCGAAGCGAGGCCGACGACACCGUGGCCGUCCAAAGGGAGCGCCGGACGGCCGUUUCGAAGGGCUCCAAACCCCGAAAACCGCGCGCGCCACGCCCUCCGAGAGCGCCCAAGGGACCGCGGGCGCCUCGGGGGCCAAGAGCGCCCAAGGCUGGUGGGAGGGCUAGCGGUGGCAGCAGCCGGAAGCCGAAGUCUUCCUCGGCCCCGCCACCGCGGAGGGCGGCGGCGGCGGCGCCGCCGUCCCCUUCUUCCGCCACGGACGAGGGUGUCGGGAGCCUGUCCCCGGCGGCGGCGGCGGCGGCCACGACGCCGGCUGAUGAUGGCGGUAGCACCGAGGCGGCCCGCGCGGACGGCGCAGAACAACAACAACAGCCCGGUUGGGAAGCCGCCGGCGCUGCCUCGCCCAGCCAGUACAUGAGCCAGUCGCCGCUGUCCGCGGACUUCGCGGCAGAGGAGCUACGGUCGCCGGCCAGCCCCACAGGGGAUGGCGACGAGGGCGUCGACGACACCGGCGGGGCUAGCGGUGCGAGUACCGCCGGCAGCGCGGAUGCCGGAGACGGCCGCAGCGGCGGUGAUGGCGUGGCCGGGGAGGAGGCGGAGGAGAGGCUGGAGCGUCCUGCCGAGGGGAGCUGUGAGCCCGAGGUCCUGAUAACCGUGCUGAUGGGGAUGGGCGUAGUGGAUGACGACAUCGUGAAACCUGCGGGGCGGGAAGCCUUGCAGACCCUGCUGCUGAAGGCCGGCGGGGACAAGGAUACCGCGGUGCAACUCUUCUUCGAGCGGGAGAAUGAGACACCCGUCCCGGCAAAGGAGGUUGUUGUGCCGCCGGAAGGCGCCAGCCGGAGGUCCACGCUUCGAAGAAGGAGCGGACCCCGCGGCCAAAGCUGCUGGGUAUGCUCGUCCACCAUGCCCGGAGAGUGGAAGCGCAUGCGUAAGUCUAGCGAGGAAGAGAUUCGUAAGAGGCGGGCGAAUGAUUCCUCCAGCGGCAGCGGCGGCAGUACGGCGGCCGGGGACGAAGGCGGUAGCGAUGGCGAAGGUCGUCGGGAGACCGACGGCGACGGCGGCGCCAGCAGGAAGACGACGGCCGACAACCCGGCGGGGUCGCACCCUGCUGCUGACCAAUCGGAAGCCGUCUCCCACUCCUCCGGGUCCGCCGCCGCCGCAGCAGCGAAGAGGAAGCCGCCCGCUGGUGCACGGUUCGGGACGGCCUCGCUGAGCGUAGACAGAUCCGUCAGCCCGGACUUCAUCUGGGUGUGCGGGCGCGAGCACUGCCUGAAGGCCGCCAUGGGUUCCUGGUACGUGGUGCAGGACGUCUACCCGGUGCAGCACGUCGUGUGGACCGCCGAGACCGAGCGCGGUCCCGAUCGCCUCGCCGCCGAAGCCAGCAGGGCCGUGAAGGAGACGAGUAGAAAGUCUUCCCCCCCCCGGGACGGCCGGGAAGGGGAUGGCAAGGGCCAGAGUUCGUCCGGCGAUAGCCACGAGGACGACGACGACUACGACGACGACGAUGAUGAGGAUUAUUUCGAGGAGGAGUUUCACCAGGUCUUCGGCGAAACGACGCUAAGCGAACGAGACUCGGCGGUUACCGAAGAGCGACGGGGGGUAGUAGACAAGGGAGGGACGAGCGGUGAGCGGCGGUCGGGGGAGGGAGCGGGGGGAGACGACGACGCCAACAGCGAACCCCCCCGUGCGGCCCCCUCUGCAGCGUCUCCAGAGGGAGACGGGGCAGAGGCCGACAUUUCGGGAACCAAGGCCGCAGCGCCUUCGCCCGCGUGUCCAGGUUCCAAAGAUGUCGGUGGCGGCGGCGGCGGCAGCGGCGGCAGCAAGCCCGAAGAAGAGACUGUCGAGCCGCCUGCUGCAGCCACGGCAGAUGCCGUGUCUGCACGGGAGCAGGAGGCGCGGGAAGCGUGCGCGGUGGUUCUCGGCAGGGAUUCCGUCGGGGGUUCUUCUUCGGCCACGGCGACGGCGGGCCUUGCCAACGGCAGCAGCGGCAGCGGUGGUCGAAGGCUGGUUCAGGCCGGCACGGAUGACAGGGCCACUUCUAGUAGCGCCGGUCCCGUGGAAGGCAACAGCGGUACGGGGAGCCACUCCACCACAGCGCCCUCAGUGGUUGACCUCACAAUCUCCGAUGACGAGGAGGAGGAGGAGGAGGAGGAGGAGGAGGAGGAGGAGGAGGGGGCGAGAGAGGACGGCAAUGGUGGUGGCGGCAACGGAUCGGCACGGGGGUGGAUGUCCCCGCGCGAUAGCGGCGGUGGCGGCAACGGCGCGGGCGCAGGUCGAAGCGUCCCUUCUCCCGCUGCCGGCGGCGUUGGGGGAAAGAGGGGGCCGGGGGCGUCCGGGAGCUCAGCGGGGGCCCCCUCCUCCUCUAUUCCCUCCUCGGGAAAAGGAAGAGCCACAGGGAACGCCCCGGCGCCGUCCCUGGAAGACUUUUGGGGAAGGACUAGCGGAGGAACGGGCGGCGUGUUGAGCAAGAAGAGCUUCCGGAACGGCGGCGGCGAUGCCGAUGGUAGUGAUAGUAGCGACGACGACAUGCAAUGGUUCAAGAGGCCAUCCCCGAAGGCACAGCCGGAUACCGCCGCAGAAAAGAAGAAGAGCGGCGCCAGAAGAAAGAAGAAGCUUCGGAAGGUUAGGAAGGGCGGCCCGAGCAGCGGAGGCAGCUUGUCGUCGGAUGGUGACCCCUUCGGCAUGGACGACACGGCGGAGGUUGCAACGGCCGCGGCGAGGGCAGCGGGAAUGCCCGUCGACGGGGGCAGCGGCGGCAGCGAUUUGGGUGGAGCUGGGUCGAAGAAAGGCGACGGCGUGGGCGGAGGCGACCCAGGCUCGACGGCCAAGCGCGCCGGCAAGAAAGAUGGCGAUGACGAUGCGGACGUGGUGUUCUUGUCCAAGCGGAGGGCCGAGCGGCCGCUCGACAAGAAGCAGGAGCAAGAGGUUGAGAACCUGCGCGUCAAGGAGCGGGAGCGAUUGCGAAAGAUCGCGGCCCGCAUCCGCUCUCCGCCGAAAUCCGCUGGUCGAAGGGCGUUGUUGCAGUCUCCCAUGUCUCCGAUGGACUACGUGGAGGAAAUCCCUAACCCGGACCACGUGCACGUCCUGGAGGACCUCACGCCCGAGGAUGGGGAAGGGGAGGGGAGGCGGGUGGAGGUAGCGCCGUUCAUCGGCAGGUUCCUGCUGGAGCACCAGGUGGAGGGCGUGCAAUUCAUGUACGAUAACCUGGUAGUGAACAUCAACCAGUUGAAGGAGGGCGGCGAAGGGGCGAAAGGGAACGGCUGCAUCCUGGCGCAUUGCAUGGGCCUAGGCAAGACGCUGCAGGCUAUUACCAUGAUGCACGUGCUACUGACCAAUGCCAUAGUGCAGGAGGCGGCCGUGGAGGACGCACCGUGUGAAGAAUCUGGAUCUGAAUCUGGAUCUGAAUCUGGAUCUGGAUCUGGAUCUGGAUCUGGAUCUGGGUCUGGGUCUGGGUCUGGUGGUAGAUAUGGAUCCUCCGAAGCUUCAAGCCCCAAGGCGAAGGACCCUGCCGCGGGCAGGUGGUCGUCGUCGUCGUCGUCGAAAAAGUCGCGGAAGAGGUCGUUCUUGCGGACGUGCCUGGUGUUGGUGCCGAAGAACGUUCUGCGGAACUGGGAGGAGGAGCUCAAGAAGUGGCUACCCGACUACCACUUUGAAGGCAAAGUCCUCGUCGUUGACAGCACCGACCUCGUGGCCGACCGGCUGAGGAAGAUGGAGCAGUGGCACGAACGCGGAGGCAUCCUGGUCAUGUCCUACUCCAUCUUCCUCAACAUGACGAGGAACGGCGCCAAGAGCGAGCGCGUGGAGCGGUCGCGGGCGUUUCUCCUGGACCCGGGGCCCGACGUGGUCGUGGCGGACGAGGCACACCUGCUCAAGAACGAGGGCGCGCAGGUCACCCAAGCGAUUAAGAAGAUUAGGACCAGAAGACGAGUAGCACUGACGGGCUCCCCGCUCCAGAACAACCUGGUGGAGUACUACACGAUGGUCGACUUCGUCCGCAAAGGGAUGCUGGGGACCCUGGAGAGGUUCAAGAACUACUUCGAGGCCCCCAUCGUUAACGGCAUGCUCGUCGACAGCUCGCCGUAUGACGUCAAGAGGAGCCACGGCCGGUCGCACGUUCUCCACCAGACCCUCAUGGGCUUCGUCCAGCGGAAGGACGUGACCGUGAUGGCCAAGGCCCUGCCCAAGGACGUGGUGAAGGAAGAGAUCGUCCUCAACGUCAACCUCUCCGACGAGCAGCAGAGGCUCACUAGGAAGAUCUUCAGGGAGGCGAGAUUGAACGGACCGAAGCGGGGAAUGCUGCUGAGAUUGAUCAUGCCCCUGCAGUUGCUGUGGACGCACCCCCUUGUGUACGAGGAGGAGGAAGCGGGCAAGCUAGCCAGGGCCAUGGAGGAGGAGGAGGAGGAAGAGGAGGAGGAAGAGGAAGACUCGUUUGAGGACGAAGGGGGAACGGCGGCCGGCGGAGAGGCGGCGAAGGACGCGGCCGUUUCUAUCUGCGACUCCUCGGACGAUAGCGCCCGCGAGGAGGAAAGCACCCCCAGCAGCAGCACCACCACCGCCAACUCCGAGGGCUCGCGGAAGAAGAGCAAGCCCGAUGAUGAAGCCGGGGCGGUAGCGGCGGCGCCAGGAACGCCGUCGUCCUCGUCGCCGUCGGUCAAGCCUGUGACCACGGCCGGCGGCGGCGGCGGCGGCGGCGGCGCGUCCGCAAGCGACGGGCGAACCCCGGCCCUCGUUGACGGUGUGGGCGGGAACGGGCCCGUCUCCGGGAGAGCUAGGUCUCACGGGGAGAUGGCAGCAGGGACCGACCGCACCGCUGCUCCGACUUUGGCUUCGCCAUCCGAGAGGGAGAGCAAGUGGCCGAGGUUAGAGGCGCCGUCGCCGGCCAACCCGGGAGUAGGCGGCGACGGCGGCGGUAGUGGGGACCGACACCCGGACGAGGCCCAGGCCGGACAAGGCCGGGCAUCGGCGGCGACGGCGUUGUCGUUGGGGGAGGAAGGCGGCGUCGCCGCGGUUGAUUCUACGGGGCUCGUGGUCCAAGCACAGCAGCAAGCGAACACCGCCACCGCUACGGCCGCGAUCGAUCUAUCUUCUCCGGGGAAGGGGGCCGGGGUCGAACCCGGGGGUGUCUCGAGCCGCGCCGCCGGGGUGUCGUCGUCUUCGACCGGCGGCGGGACGCCGGCGGCGGCGGCGGCGGCGGCAUCCCAAGGGACCAAGAAAAGGAAGGCUCAGAAGGGGAAAGCGAAGAAGAGGAGCAAGGGAGGCAGGACGGUGUUGCGGCCGAUGGAUGACACCUUCGACGUUUCGCUGAGCUCGAAGAUGGUGGUCCUCCUAGAGAUCAUCGCGGCGUCCAUCAGCAGGGGCGACAAGGUCCUCGUCUUCAGCCAGCGCCGGCCCGUGCUGGACCUGGUGGAGCGAGUCCUCAUGACGAAGGGGUGGGGGGGUUUCGUCGAAACACCAGCGCCCGCCCUCCCCGCGUGGCACCGGUCCUUCAUGGGGGGCCCCGCGGAUACGGCGGCGGCGGCCGGUGCCUGGGGUCCGUGGGAGAACGGGAGGCAGUACUUCCGGAUCGAUGGGGAGACGCCUUCCAAGAAACGGCAACAACUGAUCUCGAGGUUCAACGACCCCGAGCGCAAGUCGACCGGGGUGUUCUUGCUGUCGACCAAGGCCGGUAACAUGGGCAUCAACCUCGUCGCCGCGAACCGGGUGGUGCUCAUGGACACCAGCUGGAACCCCGCCAACGAUCUACAGGCCAUGUUCAGGUGCUACCGGUUUGGGCAGAAGAAGCCAGUACAGGUCUUCCGGCUCGUGAUGGGUAACAAGUCUCUCGAGUACAAGAUUCACAACAAGCAGGUGGCUAAGCACGCCCUAGCGGGACGCGUCGUCGACGCCAGGAACCCCGGUCGGAAGCUGACUCGCGCCGACCAGACCAUGAACCUGGACGCAGAGUACUCGAGAUACGAGACGGUGGAUCCAGAGAACGCCACCAUCGACAACGACAACGUCUUGGCGUCGAUUCUCGGCAUCGGAGACGAUCCGGCGGGGGGAACCAUCCCCCCUCCCCCUCCCACGCCGCUUCCGCCGCCGAAUGAGGCGUUUCCAACUGCGGCAGGACAACAGCAGCAGGGUCAUGACCCUGCUGCUGCUUCUGAUGAUGAUUCUGGUGGUGCCGCCGCUGCCCCUGGCAGCGUUGCUGCUGGAGGUGGGGGCGGAAGCGGCUCAGGGGUUGAACCUUCUUCGGCGCUGGUACCAAGUGCUGCGAUUUCCUUGCUGCCUGCGCCGCCGCCGGACGUCGGGAGCGAGUGCGGUGCGGUAGCGCCGGGCACGGCGACCUCAACGUCAGUGGCCGCCGCCGCCGCGGGCUCGGCGGCGGGAGGGUCGGUGGCGGAGGCGUCGGCGGCGGCCGCGACAGGGCCGCCGGAUUCGGGUGCAGUGGCAGUGGCAGCCGGCGCUGGAGGCGGGCAAGAGCUAGGGGAGAAAGGCCUGUUGGCGCAUCUUCUCAAGCAUUUUCAACCGAAGUUCAUCUCGCUUGCUCGAGGAUGA
Molecule: messenger RNA, 8595 nt
Organism: Ectocarpus siliculosus
Lineage: Eukaryota; Phaeophyceae; Ectocarpales; Ectocarpaceae
Source: the annotation of a GenBank genome assembly